Messenger RNA from Epithele typhae, 1503 nucleotides. RefSeq lists its product as uncharacterized. Bases 1 to 1503 code for a protein of 500 amino acids. Lineage: Eukaryota; Fungi; Basidiomycota; Agaricomycetes; Polyporales; Epitheliaceae. Gene Ontology annotation, biological process: exocytosis. The transcript is spliced from 3 exons. Gene Ontology annotation, molecular function: guanyl-nucleotide exchange factor activity. Gene Ontology annotation, cellular component: cell tip; Golgi to plasma membrane transport vesicle. The record is from RefSeq and is a predicted model, not a curated record.
AUGCCGCUCCCCUCCCAGUUCCAGUCCGGCCGCUACCCUCCGCCGCGCACCGACAGCCUCUCUCGCGCAGCCAAGCACCCCAUCUUUGCCACCGUCGAGGAUGAGCUCAGGGACAUCCGCCGCGUGCACUCCCAGGGGCAGGAGGAGGACCUCAGGUAUGCCCUUGGCAAGACGAUCAACAAGAUGGAAGAGCUGACAUCCAUGCUCCGCGAGGCCUACAAGGCCCAGACGGACCUCCAGACGGAGCUCACCCUCGCCAAGUCCAACCUCCAGCUCGCGCUCGCCAACAACGAGAUGCUCGAGGACGCCCUCCGCCGCGACCCAGGCCACAACAAGGACGUCGGCUGGCGGCGGAUGAGUGCCCGCGAGCAGAUGCUCAAGGCGGAGGCCGACACCGACCGCCGGCGGAGCACCGACAGCCUCACGUCGACCGACUACUCCGCGUCCCCGACCGCGUCCCAGCCGUCGUCUGCGCUGCCGUCCGCGGCGGACCCCCGCGCGUACUCGCCCAUCGCGCCGCGAUCGGCGACGAUGCCUGUGCCGUCCCCCUCCCCCGCGCCCAGCGGGGGCGAGAGCCGGUUCUUCCGCUUCCGCUUCGGCAGCAACGCGACCACGCCGACGAGCCACCCGUCGUCGCCCCGCCUGUCCGCGCAGCCGGGCCUUCCGAUGCUGAACGGCAACCACCUCACGUCGGCCUCGCUUCCGUCGCUCGUGCCGCCGCGGGACUGGGAGAAGGAGGUCGAGGAGCUGCAGAACCGGUUAGAGGCGGAGCGGCAGGCACACAAGAAGGCCUGUGAUGCCAAAAUCGAGCUGGAGGGGGAGCUCGAGUCCCUCUCGCAGGCGUUGUUCGAAGAGGCGAAUAAUAUGGUCGCCACCGAGCGCAUGAAGCGCGCAGAGACGGAGGAGCAGCUCCGAGAGGCGCGAGAACAGGGCGAGGCACUGAAAAACGUCCUUCGUUUGUUCGAGCGCGACGCGGCCACUUCGAAGAGCACAAAGCGCUCCAGCGUCAUUGCCCUCCGCUCUCAAACACCGACAGCACUCCAAGACGGGCCCAUCGACGCCACUCCUCAGCCUCGCACACGACACCACCGAGCAUCGUCGUCGGCAGUGGGCAUUAAAGCCCCAUCGUCGGGCAUCCCUUCCCCGACGUCACGCUCUGCUUCCCCCAUCUCUUUCGCCGACCCCGCCCCAGCCCCGUCUGCCGUGGACGCUGUUCCAGCAGAGUCUCCGAUCUCACCACCAUUAGACAAGCAGCCCCCGGUGACACGAGCUGAUGCCCCAGCACCCUUAGCCGCAGCGUCGCAGGAACGGAGUCACAGUCUGCAGGUGGAGGUCACCACUCCCGCUGACAAUUCCGCUCCUCCAACGCCCUCCCCCGGUCCUUCUCCGCUUUCUGGCGGUCAGUUCCUGUUCACACCUCCACAAGCGGUCAACUACUAUGAUGGCGAAGAGUCCCCCUGGGCGGACGCCCCAUCAUCCACGUCGCGGCCAGUUAGCUCUUAG